ACUCUUCACUUACUUGGAUCGGUAUCUUCUAGUGCCUUAUAUGGUAAACCCCGGACCGCGCAUUCACUAUAUCUGGUCUCCCCGGACCCCGCAUUCACUAUAUCUGGUCUCCCCGGACCCCGCAUUCACUAUAUCUGGUCUCCCCGGACCCCGCAUUCACUAUAUCUGGUCUCCCCGGACCCCGCAUUCACUAUAUCUUCUCUCCCCGGACCCCGCAUUCACUAUAUCUGCUCUCCCCGGACCCCGCAUCAUUCACUAUAUCUGGUCUCCUCGGACCCCGCAUGCACUAUAUCCGCUCUCCCCGGACCCUGCAUUCACUAUAUCUGGUCUCCCCGGACCCUGCAUUCACUAUAUCUGGUCUCCC
Staurois parvus is the source of this 364-nucleotide messenger RNA. Lineage: Eukaryota; Metazoa; Chordata; Amphibia; Anura; Ranidae. The record is from the annotation of a GenBank genome assembly.